Messenger RNA from Lineus longissimus, 1692 nucleotides. Its product is annotated as alpha-2-macroglobulin receptor-associated protein-like. The coding region runs from base 129 to 1184 and encodes 351 amino acids. Lineage: Eukaryota; Metazoa; Nemertea; Pilidiophora; Heteronemertea; Lineidae. Gene Ontology annotation, cellular component: endoplasmic reticulum; endomembrane system. Gene Ontology annotation, biological process: regulation of receptor-mediated endocytosis. The transcript is spliced from 7 exons. Gene Ontology annotation, molecular function: heparin binding; receptor antagonist activity; low-density lipoprotein particle receptor binding. The record is from RefSeq and is a predicted model, not a curated record.
UGCGGCUUUUUUCAAAAGCACAGCUUUCGCUGGGCAUUUUCUAAAAAUAGCUCGCACGGAAAACUGGAUGCUGGAAGAGCUCAUAAUUUGCGUGUUGUGUAGAAAAAGGGGGAGUGUUUUCUUCAAAAAUGUUGUAUUUGCUCAAGUUUGUGUGCUUAUUGUUUGUAACCAGUUAUGUUGUUUGUUCAAAGUAUGACAAAAAGUUUGCUGAUGAGAACAUUGAUAAAAUGGAGCGUCCCUUUAGGAUAAAUAAAGUCAAUUUAUUGUGGCAAAAAGCAAGAAAACAUCUUGGACCAAAAAAGUUAGAGGAGUUAUAUGUGGACUUGAAACUGCAUGAUGCUGAAGAAGGCAAGCUGAAGGCACUCAAAGCGGAAAAAAAUGGCGACCUUGAUGGAGAAAAGGAGGCAUCUGUUAGGAAAGCUUUUCUUGGAAUUAUGGAGAAAUUCCACCUCCACGAUGCAAUGGAUCUUCUGCAAGACCUAGAGAAACACAAGAGAGAGAACGAAGCCUCUUAUAUUGACCGCCGCGCUCUGAAACGUCAUGAAACAGAGUUUGGCAUAUCGAUGGAUAAGAAGUUGACGAAAUUAUGGGAGAAGGCGAAUAUGGCAGAUUUUACUGAUGAUGAACUCUACAUCCUGAAGAGGGAAUUUCUUCAUCACCAAGAGAAGAUCGAGGAGUUUAAUCAACUGAAGAGCGAAGUGGAGGUGAUGGAGGGGAUAUCUGAUAACUCCAUAGAUCAGUUCAAAUACUCAAAUCGUUCUUGGAAAGAGAUAAAAGCAUCGAAAGAAGAACUGAAGAAAAAGCACAAAGAUCUGAAACGCAGCUAUGAGGAUCUCUCGUUCAAAGCUCGACCAGACGAAAUAGGCAAACUUGCUUUCUCUGAACCAAGAGUCUAUGACCUCUAUGCCUUAGCCAAGAAGGCCAACAUGACAGCUGAAGAACUUGAUUCCUUCAAGGAAGAACUCCAACAUUUCGAGCACAAAAUCAAGAAGCACGAGUACAUGAAGGAACAGGCUAGAAUGGAGCCAGGCCAGCAUGACAAAAAAGAGAAGUACAGUGGUGAUAUCAAUGAAAAUAGCGAGUGGGGCAAAAAGGCUGUCGACUAUGGGCGUAAGAUUAAAAAGAUCCACACCGAACUAAAGAUCCGAGUGGAGAAAGCUGCUGGCCGUCACUCCGAGUUAUGAUGAUUCUCUUUCGAUUAUAACUUUCCUGUGUAUCGUGGCAUUCCACAGCUUUCAAGGAGAAACACUGGUAUACUUCGUCUUCAUAAUUGCAUGAUACGUGAUAAUUCGGUGACUGUCUCAAUUGGUGCUGUUUACAGCUGACUUGUAUAUGAAUUUGCUCAGUGCUGUAUCAAAAUGUGUGUGGCACAAAUUUCCUCUGUCUGGGCUAUUAGAAAGUAGGUUCAUCCUACUUACCACUUCAUAACGUAGGGCUAAAAGUGCAAUAUUCAAUUGAGCGCGAGGUCUUCAUAGUAGGAGUAGAAUUAGAAAGUAACACUUUUGACUUGAGUAAUACUUUGAGGCAUUUUAGUUUUGUUUUCAUAUGUUGAACUGUAGUAGAGUAUGGUAUGGAGAAAAUUGUUGUCCUUGUAUUGCAAUUUGGCAAAAAGACAUCAUUCGUGGUACAUGUAGUAUGCAUUCUUAUAUACAAAACAUUUUGAUACCAAUAAAGAAUAUUUCUGCUUGUUAU